AUUUCAUUGGAUGAGAUGGAAGCCAGUUAUCGACGUCGGUCUGUGAUUGGAGCAGAGCUUCUCGGGGAGGAGCACGUUAGUCUGCAGCUAGCGGAGUCACACUCGGGUGGGCGGAUCGUAGCAGUGACAGCGACGCUCGCAGACUCCCGACAAACUGUCAAAAAGCAGACAACUAACGCCAUGGCGGAGUUAGACCUGAGUCUGAGCGACGCUCUGACGGACAGCGUUCCCCAACCAGGCCCGGAUAGUUUGGUGGAGAGGGACUUUGUGGCUCAGCUGGAGGCGGAGACCUUUGAGGACAAGGUCGGGGAGACGGUGGGGAAGACAGACUACGUGCCCCUGCUGGACAAUGACGACACUAGGGCAGACACGAGUGCUACGUUGGAGAAUGGAGAGCAGGAAGCUCAUGGGGUGCAAAAACCUGGUUGUAAGCUGACGGCGGGGGAACCGACAUCAGUGUUGCGCCCAGAGCCACAGGGAGAGGUGCGGCCACGCUCACUUGACCAGCAGCAGGCCUUGGCUACAGACUUCUUAUCAGCCUCUAUGGCAGGUUACUCAGACCCUCUGGGCUCUCAGACCAGCCCUGCCCCAAUGAUGGAUACUGGACGGAUGGAAGCUUUUGCAGGUUUCUCCCAGCCUGGUGGAAUGGGCAUCAAUGUGGAGAUGGGGGCCGCGCCCCUCUCAGCAGAGAGGAUCCCAAGUAUAGCGGAGCCCCAGCAUCCCACACCCCCAGCUGGUUCAGAAGCCCCUAAAGACCACAGCCCCAUGCUGCCUGAACCCCAGACUCCUCGCAGCCCUCAGGAUCUGUCAGCAGGUGCCGUAGGCGACUUCUGGCCAGACGAGGCUGGCUGCCUACCGACAGACCUCCCUUUCAGCCCCAGUGUCUCAACGGUGAUCAGUCGCCAUGCCGGCCAUCUCGCAGUGAGCCCCGACGAGCCCCUUGACAGUUGGCCUAGCCGAGAGAGCACUGCCUAUGCUGGAGGCGACGAAAGGGAGGGAGAAGGUUCAGACCGAAAACAGAAGAAGAAGAAGAAAAGGCGACAGAAAGAUGAGGGAUCUUAUGAACAUAUCGAGGGUAGGGGUCCUCCCGAGGUGCAAACACAGGGAGAAACAGAAGAGUUCUACCAGAGGAUUGGUCCAAGGCGGGAUAGAGGAGAUGGGGGCUGGGAGGAGCAGCUGGGCAAAAGUGGAGGUGGAGGCCGGGGGAAGAAGGGUAAGAGCAGGAAGAAGCUUCCAGAGGAGUGGGGAGUGACGGCAGAACCGUUUGUCCCUGCGGCCACAGCGACCUCUCAAAUCACAGAGGAGGUGUCGAUGGAUCUAGGGAGUCCUGCACACCUGGAAGCCUCGUUCGGAGACAUGGAUACCAGCCACAGCCCCUGGAAAAAGGACGACUUCCCUGACGAAGGCAUGGUCCCUUCCCCACUGUCUGAGGACCUUUUCUCCCCAAUAGUUGCUUCCACUAACCCACUGGUCCUUAACAGCGACCUGAAAGCCACAGCAGCUCCCUUCACUAUGCCCGCCACCAACAACAACGCACCACUUGGCUCCUUCCCCACGGCUCCUCGCCCUGAUGAUCCAUUUGACCUCUUGAUGGAUACUGAAAAUGCAAGUUUAGGUAACAGCAGCCAGGCCUUUUCACCUGCUGGUGACAUGGUUGACAGCGGGAUGUUUGAUAACACCAGUAUCCUCCAAGAGUCUUGUGUGGAAGGCAUACCUGAGGGAGACACCUCUGCUUUCAGCCCCGCCAUCCAGCCAAGCCCAGGCAUUUCUCCAAAAGUCGAGGUGUUAGCUUCGGCCCCACCUCUCUCACCUUCAGAUGCUUCAUGGCUCCUGAACGACUCCAACGUGAGCAGCAACAGCGACCUAUUUGACUUCAGCGACAUCAGUGCUCCAGGUCAUCCUGUAACCUUAGGGCUGUCCUUUGACACUCCUAGCCCCGCCCCUCUCCGCUCCCCCAAAACCACAGCACAGGAAUUCCAACCCAAAGAGCACAAAGACGCCAAAUCGGCACAGAAGCAAUCCAAGAAGUCUCGUUCUUCAUCUUCCUCCUCCUCUGUAAAGAGUCCCACCUCCCCAGGAGCAAAGAAUUUCCCUCCACAGGCAUCCCCAGUCAUGAGCCCCUCUUCCCCUCCAUCAGCCAGCCCAGGAUCUGGUCUUAACCCAACAGCUAAGCCCUUCUUUCCCAGCUUUGCUGAUCCCAUGGAAGAACCUGCUGUGGUCCCUCCAGUUGCCCCCGUCAUCGAAGUAAAAUCUGACAAGAUGGAGAAGGCGGAGAAGAAGGAGGAGAAGAUGGAGGACAAUGUCAAGAUGAUGGACCUGUUUGAUCCUCUGGAUAAACCUGAGCAGAAGAGCGUGAAGGUUGAAUUUGCACCGAGUGAGACUCCAACCAAGGUGGAGAAAGAGAUGGAGAAGGAUAAACAGACAGAGACACAAAAAGAGAAGGAGAAGGAAAUAGAGAAGGAGAAGGAAAAAGAGACGGAGAAGGAGAAAGAGAAGGAGAAAGAGAUGAAAGAUGCAGAAAAGGUAAAAGAGGAAAAAGAGGCAGAUAAAGUGAAGGUGACAGAGAAACAGACAGAAAAGUUGGAAGAAAAAAGGGAGACAGAAAAGGAGAAAGAGAAAGUGGAGCAGCAGAAGGCAGAAAAAGAGGAUAAAAUGAACAAGGGAGAGGAAUCGGCAGAUGCAUUGGUGAAGAUAGAGAAAGUGGAGAAGACAGAGACAGCAGGAAAGGUGGAGGUGACAGAACAAGUGGAGAAAACGCAGAAUGUGGACAAAAAUGAAACGUCCAAAGUGAUAAUAACAGAGAACAAAAACUCUGAGAAGCCCGAGAAAACAGAGAUGAAGGACGUCAAAGAGCAGCAAGUGGACAAAGUGGAGAAGACCCCAGAGCAACAGCCUUCACCCGUCAAGCUGGACACCAGCUUUGACAAGCCGGAGAAGAAGGCUGACACCGAGACAAAGACGACCCCAGAGGUGGAGGACGCCAAGAAAGAAAAGGCCGACGCAGACAAAGCCAAGAAGGUGGAGAAAGAGGAGGAGGUGGAGAAAACGGCUGAGAAGCCAGCGGAAAAACCAGCGCAGAAGAGCGAUAAGGAGGAGAAGCAGGACAACAAAAAGACGGUGGAGAAAAAGGAGGACAAGAAGGAGAAGGCUGCAAAAGCAGAUGGAGCAGAGAAGGCCAAAAAACCUGCAAAACCUGCAACUAACGGCACCAGAGACGUGGCAAGCGCAGACAAGAAGACCAAGCCUGUUGCCGGGGCGACCAAACCGAGCGCUGCCGCUAAAACGCGGCCGAGCUCCGCAGCUGCUGCCGGUUCGGUCACAGCUCCUACUAAGCGCCCCACAUCCUCCACCACCACCACCUCCAUCUCAGACAAAAAAACCACCACAGCCAAGGCUCCAUCCACAGCUGCUGCUGGGCCAAAGCGGCCCUCCACCACCUCCACCAGCCGCCCUGCAUCCACCACCACCACCACUGCACGUGAUGUCAGACCCAAGACGACCACAGAGAAGCGCCCCCUUGUGCCAAAGGCCAGCACCGCCACCUCAACAGGCUCCACUGCUGCCACCAAAAAUGGAACUGCCACCACAGCAGCCAGUAAAACUGCUGCAUCAGUGCGCACAACGGCGUCUACUCGCACCACCACCGCCACCACCGCAGCCAGAAAGCCUCUGGCCUCCAAGACAGACAGCAAACCAGGAGAGGAGAAGAAGCCCGGCACUCUGAGGACUUCUACAGCUGACAAGCCCAAGACCGCCACCGCCACCGCCCGCAGCACUGCUUCCACCACCGCUGCCUCUCGCACUCGAACCACUGCAGCCAAACCGGCCACGCCCUCCUCCACUACUGGUACAGUACCAGAGAAGAAGCCCACGGUGCCCCGCACCACCCGGGCCCCUCUUUCAACCAACACCACCACCACUACCACCUCCAGGACCACAGCUCGCCCCAGCACAGCACCGGCCCCCGACAUCCGUAACGUCCGCUCUAAGAUCGGCUCUACAGACAACAUGAAGCACCAGCCUGGAGGAGGCAAGGUGUCAUCUGCCUCUCUGAGCAGGGGCGCGGCCUCCAAAGAAACAAGCAUGGGCAAAGUUCAGAUAGUCUCCAAAAAGCUGGACUUCAGCCACGUCGGUUCACGCUUGGGCUCCAAGGACAAUAUGAAGCAUGUUCCUGGUGGAGGGAAUGUGCAGAUACUCAACAAGAAGGUGGAUUUGAGUAAGGUGACAUCAAAGUGCGGCUCCAAGGACAACAUCAAGCACAAGCCUGGCGGGGGCGUUGUGAAGAUCGAGUCCCACAAAGUGAGCUUUAGGGAAAAGGCUCAGUCCAAAGUGGCUUCCAUGGACAACGUGAGCCAUUCACCUGGAGGAGGAGAUGUCAAGGCUGAGGGGGCCCAGGAGACAACAGAGGGCAAUGACACUCCCAUGAGUGACAGCGUGGCCCCAGCCCCAGGCUCUGAGCCGGGGCAGCCAGGGAGCCCUGCUGCCCAGGAGAAUGGGCUGAAGGAGGGGGCUCCCUGUGAUAGUGAGGGCCUCCGGGAGCCCCAGGCUCUGGACUCCCGUAUCCCAGAGACAAGCAUCUAAUUCUUCUAUCCCUCUGCCCUCCUCAUCUCAACCCCCCAACAUCACCACCUCCUCCCCCCCCCUCCCCUCUCCUCCCUGUAUUUUUUUUGCCCUUUUUACUCCAACCUUUCUGAUGCAGAUUGAGUGUUUCAAGCUCAACUUCCGCGAGAAUGCUCGCUCUCGCACGGACCACGGCGCCGACAUCAUCACCCGGCCAGCCCCCCAGGACGACAACAGACCCCACCCACACAGCUCCUCCAAUUCUCUACACCACCCGACUCCUCGCAGUGUCUCCCUCAUUGAAUCGUUGGCGUCUGCAGGCUGUGUCAGCUCCCCCUCUGCCCCCUCCUUGCUGCACCUUCAGGUGGAGGUCCAGGGGGACAACAACAGCUUCUUCAAGCCCUGAAAAAACCCUUUCUCUUAAAUCUGUCACCGCAAAUUUUUUAAUCACCCAAUAGUCCCGUCGCUCUAGUAUCAACUUCAUGUUAUCAUGUCUCCUCUGUCACAUCUGAGCUCAUAAUCAUGCGCUAUAGCUACCCCUCUAUAUCUGGCUGAAGUGACUGUAAAGACUUGGGCCUUGGUGGGAAUCUUAUGUGGAGGGGAAUGAGGAGAAGGUUUUCUCACAUAUUUGGUUGCGUCUUCUCCGAGCUGGCUGACCUGGAAUCAGAAGAUUUCACUUGGAUGUCUUUCCCCACAGCCUGGCAGUGUACUCUGACCCUCCAUCACCCACCUCCACACACCAAAUAAGCAGCAAUCAUGUCAUUUGUCAACUGAACAGCGUGGAAACCCAGUCAGACUCACCUAUUGCUUCUAUCACACACUUAGCUUCUCUUUCCCUUGUGACUUUAGGGGCUGUUUGUUUCCAAUAACCACUUUCUCUCUUCUUCAAUAACAUCAUAGUAAUCCAUUGUCAAUCUCAUCUGCUUCAUCACUUCCUCUCUUUUCUCUAUCACUUACCAUAAACAAGCUGACAAACAAAAAAGCUAGACAACAAGUAGGCUGUUUGAACCAUUUUAAGCUGUUUAACUCUUUAUUCUCUGUGUUUGUGAUGAUGUGUUUGAGUGACAAAAUUGUGUAAAAAUGAGCUUUGGUGUUCUGUUCGGAUCUUUUUUUUCUGUCUUUCUUGAGUUCUCUUCUUUCUUUCUUCCUAGUUUCCUGAUUUUAAAACAAGGUUUUAUUUAUUUAAUGUACGUUUCUUCCUAUGUAAGCAAUACAGUGGGCAGUCUUUUUUCCAAUAGCAAACACGCACAGGUUUUUGCAAACCAAGACACACAGUGCAGAUGUUCAGAGGGAGCAAGAAAGUGAUAAAAGGAGUUGUUGCCAGAAGGGUGGAAAAGAAGCAUUUGAUUUGUGCUUUGUAUUUAUGGCAAGACACAUGAUGAAACCAGAAAGUUUUUUAAAUACAAUUGAGGAAGUUUGCUAAAGUAGAGAAGCUUUAACUGAGCAUGCAGUCCAGAGGGAGAUGAGGAAGAUGUCUCUGAAGUCAAAGGAGCUGUGUGUCUCUAUGUGCCUCCUGUCCUUCUUACCUGAAAACUAAAGUAAACGAGGAUGAUGCAGGCUCACGCCUAAAAAAAUUGCUCAGACAAAGAGAAUGGACGGACGAACGUUAAACUUAAGGGGCAACCUGGUAUUGCUGUUUUAAGGAAAUUCUAUAAAUUUAGCGGUCCUAGUAGUUGUGUAUAGUGAUAGCCAAAUGAAGCUUCAUGAACCAUUAGUUGUAUUUGUUGACCUCGCUAGAUGGCGCACUUGGUUUAAAGAAAUGGCUAAAGGAAUGGCAAUUUAAUGAACUUUUAACCCCUUUGUUGAACAGACCGCGCCAUCUAGUGGACUCAGAAAAUAAAAUAUUAUGUUCAUGAAGCUUCAUGUGAACAUCACUAGUUGUUAGUGAUGUGCCAAUGAAGCCUCAUGAACCAUUUUCUGUCUUUUCUAAGCCCACUAGAUGGCGCACUUGGUUUAAAGAAAAAGGCUCAAGCAAUGGUAAUUGAAUGUGCUUUCAGGUCUUUGGUGAACAGAGUGCGCCAUCUAGUGGGCUCAGAAAAUAAAGAAAAUGGUUCAUGAAGCUCCAUUCGCCCAUCACUACUAGUUGUGUAGUCAUGGUUGUUCAAUUUCAGGUGUUUCUAUGAGGGUUAUGGUAGCAUGUUGAUUGGCAGUAGCUGAAUACAAAAACAUCUCUAAUAUGUGUUUGGCACUUGUCUUGUUGGAGUGUCGGCAGUGGAACAUGAUGUGGCUUUAUACUCUUCUCUUGUAGCAAUGUAUUCAACCGUUGCCUCCGAUUGCCUUUAUAAUGCAUGGCCAGAUUAUAUAAUAUCAUGCCCAGAGCUGAAAGCCUUUGUGCAUUAUGACUCCAAGUGUUGUGGUUUGGUACCAUAUGUAUAUCUCUGGGGCAAGUUGAUGUGUUGUUACUCAAAAUUAGGACUUUUAACACAGAUGGACAGGAAGAGCUGCAUUCUGAUGGUUCUAAUGGUCACCUCUUACUUUUAUUAAUUCUACCGCUUCAAACUAGGUGCAGAUUUGUAUAACUCAAUGGCUCAAACAUAGAAAGAUGGAUGACAAAAAAAAAAUCACAUUUUGUUUCAAUAAUAUCACAAGCAAAAGUAAAAUGGAUUCUUUUCAGCCAGCACUUCCUAGCUCAGUUUUAAAUAUAAUGGUAAAACAUGAGCUGGAACCAUCUGGAAGUUUUCUGUUUAAUUUUUGCCUCUGAAACCAAAACAUACUUUUGUGGACAUCUUAUACCUGCAUUGUUCAUAUGGCCUCUAUACACAUCCAACAGAUACAGAGCAACAUCAGCAUUUAUUUGGAGCCGUGUUUCUGUCUUUCCCGUAACCCUAGUUACGUUUUUCUUACAUAAAACACUUUUUUUAAAGUAUAACGUCUAACUUCAGUGAUCAGCGCUAGUUAUAUAAUUUAAAACGUAAAAAAAAAAUACAACUUCCAGAUUUGGCUUGCUUUUCAUACAACUUCUUCAUUAGAUAUAUUUUGAGUUAUGAAAAGCAAAUGAGAUAAAAGCUAAUGCCUUGGCAGAUUUUUUUAAAUGUACUUUUAAAACCAAAGCUCGAUUGACUGCCCCCUAGAGAAAAACAUAAAACUACGAAAACAAAUUGUCACUUUAGCAAUGAAGAAGCUUUGACAGAGCAAAGUUGCACCUUAAUGCUUUAAAAUAUCACAGAGGGCUUGUUUAGGUUGAGUGUUGGUAUAGAUGCAGCCACCCAGAAAUUCCAGUGAAAUAUAAAUAAAUAAGUAACUAGUAGGCCUAACUAAAGAUUAUUUUAAAAGUAUAAUAUUUGCCUCCGGUGUGUGGUGAAAUAGCAGUAUAUGGCAGAAUCAAAUUUCCAUUUGAUUCUGCCAUAUACUGCUAUUUCACCACACACCAAGAGGCAAAUUCUAAAAAAAAAGGAAAUAAAAUAAGUAAGUAAAAAUCUGAAAAUCUGUUUUUCAGUGUUAAAUCACACUGUUGGUAUAUGUGUUUGUGAAGGAAGCGCCAUCUCAUGGUGAAUAGGCGUGUUUACAGUGGAAUCUAGACUAGUGAUGUGCCAAUGAAGCCUCAUGAACCAUUUUCUGUAUUUUCUAAGCCCACUAGAUGGCGCACUUGGUUUAAAAAAAAAAGGCUAAAGCAAUGGUAAUUGAAUGUGCUUUCAGGUCUUUGGUGAACAGAGUGCGCCAUCUAGUGGGCUCAGAAAAUAAAGAAAAUGGUUCAUGAAGCUUCAUUCGCCCAUCACUACUGAAUGGUCUUUUGCUUGGAGGGUAAAUUCCAGGUGGCUUCAUCUGUAUUUAAUUAAUAGUUAAAAUACCCCUCUAUGAGCAAGUGAUCCUAAAUAUCCUAAUUUGAAUGAGAUUUUGUGUGAUGACAUGAAUUGAGCAAUAAGCUGAAUUAGAGUGCACUUAUUUUUCCACUACUCUUCAAUCAUAAAACACAGUUCAGUUAAGAUUCAUUGUUUCUGUUGUAUUUUGGAAUCCCUUUAAAUUCUAAAUGAAAUUUGACAAAAUGGGCAAUAACGUCUAAUAAUGUCUUCUGAAAGUGGGAAUGUUUCACAUGCAGAUGUUCGAUCAAAUUGUUGGAUUGCUUUGUUUGGUCGCAUAGCUAAAUUUCUCCUUGUGCCUGUCCACAACCAUGUUUUAGCUUUGCUCUCACCCCCGAGUUUUUACUUACCACUACUUAUGAGAUUGCACACGGAUGUAUAUAGAUAUUUUAUUGUUGAUGCACUCUGUAUGGCCCUAAAAACGAACAAAAGACAGUAGAGCAACAGAAUCGGAGGGUUUUGGUGGGUGGGGGUUUCAAGGUUUGUUCAGAACAGCUUUUAUGUCCAUGUACCUUAAAUGGUUCUAAGGGGAGGAAGUGUUUUAUCAUGACUAUUAUGACUAUUAUUCUGAUUCUUAUUAGUAUGACAAAUUGAAAAAGUCUGCCUUUUUCAUUAGAAAGGGGCCACUGAAGUGAAAGAAUGUCUUUUGAGAUAUAUUGUACUAAAGACGCAACACUUUUGUAUAUGUAUUUAUCGUUGUGUUACUGUAGCCUCGUGGUGGUCGUGCUCUCAUGGUUGAAGGGAUUAUACUUUCGAUUUGUGACGCAGUUUCGCAAACUGUUCUGGAGUUUCUCCAAGGGUGUGCACAACAAGAUUUGAACCCCAGUACAACACUUAGAAAGUCUUUUAAAGCGCUGUCACGGCAGCUUGAUUUAGAAAUUAGUGAUGUGCCAAUGAAGCCUCAUGAACCUUUUUCUAGAUUUUCUAAGCCCACUAGAUGGCGCAUUUGGUUUAAAGAAAAAGGCUCAAGCAAUGGUAAUUGAAUGUGCUUUCAGGUCUUUGGUGAACAGAGUGCGCCAUCUAGUGGGCUCAGAAAAAAAGAAAAUUCAUGAAGCUUCAUUCGCCCAUCACUAUUAGAAAUGUUUGACCAGCAGUAUAGAGCUUAAUUAAUUUCAAACAACAUUUGUAGGGCAUAAUAAUGUCCACACACUAUUAAAUCAUGUCCACAAGCCCAGUCUUAAGAGAUAAUGUUUGGACUACCAAGGCAACUUUUUAUUAAGAACACAGUGACCUCUGCAGGUUCAUAUGAUAAAGAACCAAGCUAAUGAAGCUAAUGCACCGGAAACACAUGACACUGUUUAUCACAGUGGGCAAAGGGAAUUUCUUGUUCAAGCAGGUGCUUAGAGUAGAGGUCAGUGAGUAUGUGUGUCAUUUGGGAGUACUGCAUAUCAAACAUAUUGGCUGCUACAGUAUAUAUAUAGCACUCAAAAAGCAGAAACCUGCCCUGGAGAGUCACACACACCGAGACCCUAACACAUCCUUGUCUAAGGUUAACUAACUGUAGUUGUCAGGUUUGGCUUGUGUAACAAAUGCUCCUCAGUAAUCUAUCCAAGGAGCAUUGUAGAGCUUCAUCUACCGUCACUGCACUCAUGCAAGAGUAACACUAGCUAAUAAACACCUACUGUACCUGCGGAGCAUGCUGAAAACAACAAUGGGAUGUGUUAGGUAGACUUACUAUGUCAUUUGCAGAACCUCCUCAUUGUUUUUUGUGUUUUUUUCUUCAUUCAUUUGAAUUUUAUUUUUUGGUUUGGAAAAAAAGUGUUUAUGUGAUUACUUGUUAAUUAGUGAUGUGAUUAUUGAACAUGAAAUAAAAUGGACUAAAACUGUCA
Messenger RNA from Centropristis striata (black sea bass), 10186 nucleotides. Its product is annotated as microtubule-associated protein 4. NCBI's taxonomy places the organism in Eukaryota, Metazoa, Chordata, Actinopteri, Perciformes, Serranidae. Gene Ontology annotation, cellular component: neuron projection. The record is from RefSeq and is a predicted model, not a curated record. Gene Ontology annotation, biological process: microtubule cytoskeleton organization; neuron projection development. Gene Ontology annotation, molecular function: microtubule binding.